AUGUCAGAAAAACGUUUUUCCUUAUUACUUCGAGCUGUUAGAUUUGAUGAUAUUGAAACAAGGAACGUUAGAAGAGCAAUAGACAAGCUAGCACCUAUUCGUGCAGUUUUCGAUGAUUUUGUUCGCCGAUGUAAAGAAAAUUAUACUGUAGGAGAGAAUUGCACUAUAGAUGAAAUGCUAGAAGGGUUUCGAGGGCGUUGCAGUUUUCGACAAUAUAUACCAAAUAAGCCAAAUAAAUACGGUAUCAAAAUUCAAGCACUCGUUGAUUCUCGUACAUUUUAUACGUCUAAUAUGGAGGUUUACGUAGGAACUCAGCCAGAUGGCCCUUUCAAAUGUGACAAUUCUCCGUCAAGUAUUGUAAAACGACUAAUAGCGCCGAUAUCAAAAACUGGCCGCAAUAUUACAAUGGACAAUUGGUACAAUUCAAUUCCAUUGGCUAAUGAGUUACUAAAAAAUCAUAAUCUUACCGUAGUGGGCACUUUGAGAAAAAACAAAAGGGAAAUUCCACCGGUUUUUUUAGAAACUAAAAAAAGAGAAGUAAAUUCGACUUUGUUUGGAUAUGGAAAAGACCUUUUACUUACAUCCUAUACUCCAAACAAAAAUAAAAAUGUCAUUAUGAUAUCAAGUAUGCAUGAUCAAGGUAUCAUUGACCCGGAAUCCGGUGACCAAAAAAAACCAGAAGUCAUAACGUACUAUAAUGGUACUAAAGGUGGAGUGGAUGUAGUAGACGAAAUGAAAGGCGAGUACUCGGUGGCAAGAAUUAGUUGUCGAUGGCCCCUAACUAUUUUUUUUUCAUUGAUGAAUAUUGCUGGGAUAAACAGUCAAAUUAUAUAUCGCGAAAAUACAGAUAAAAUGAUAACUCGUCGAGAAUAUUUGAAAACUUUGGGACAAGAGCUCACUAAACCUUACAUGGUCAGUUGUUCGUUAUGUGGUGUGUAUAUAUGUAAAGAACAUACUACUCCUACUUGUCCGACAUGCAACACCGUGAAAGAAAACUCGGAAAAUUCUAACGAUGAGUUAUAA
Molecule: messenger RNA, 1023 nt
Organism: Myzus persicae (green peach aphid)
Lineage: Eukaryota; Metazoa; Arthropoda; Insecta; Hemiptera; Aphididae
Product: piggyBac transposable element-derived protein 4-like
Exons: 2
Coding region: 1-1023 (340 amino acids)
Source: RefSeq, a predicted model, not a curated record